GCAACAUCCGAGUCACAGUGGCCAAGCUCAGGGCUCCUCUUUCCUGCAGGGCUGCGUUCGCGUUUCGCGUAUGGGGCUCCUGGCUGUCUCUUGCCAGGCCGUAGGGGCGCAUGGAGGGAAAGGAGGAUAAACUGCAACAGCAUAAAGUAGAAGAUGCUGCUAUAGUGUGUGUAACUGAAAAAAAAGAAGAAAUCAAACAUGAAAAAAAACCUGGACAAAGCUUACAACCUUCAAAGCCAUGUGUUGGGAGAGGACGUGUAUUUUAUGCUAAAUUCAUUAACACUAAUGCAAGAACAUACAAUGAACCAAUUCCCUACAUAGAUCCCAAAAAAGGGCCAUCAAAGCAGGGUGACUGGUGGCCACACAGUAGAGUACUGGAAUAUGCCUUUCAACCACCUUAUGACACUAAGAGCACCCAGAGGAGUGAUUUCCAAAAACCAACGUGUCCAUUGGUUUCACCAGUUAAACAUAGCAGGAUGCAAAAACCUUCUUGUGGAAUAGUUCCACUUGUCUCUCCUGAUGCAGCAGCAGAACUUCAGAACAAUUUUAUAGAACGCAUUUCUUUUACACAUCAAUAUGAUGCCAGGAAAACACCUAAUGAGCCCGUCCGGGGGAAGAGACAUGGAACUUUUGUGCAGAGAGAGAGAAAGCCAGGGAGCAGGCCAAUAGUUCCUAAGGGAACAGAAGUAUUACUGAACGCUCCAGGGUCAUGUUCAUCAGAACAGUCCAAGAAAACAGAGAAAGGAAAUUCCGUGGAAAGCAGAAUGAUCUCACCAGGUCUCUGCUGACAAAACCCCCCAGAGCUGUUAGAGACUAAAAUGCAUGUAUCAGAAGAAGACCUCAGAGAGGCCACGGGGGCAAUUCCUGAGAGGAGGGAGAAGACUAUGGGCAGCUUUCAGGUGACUGUAGGAGAUGCUCCUCUCACCAGGCAUCAACCUUCCAACCCAACAAUAAAAACAAACAAACAAACAAACAAAAAACAUUUUCAAGA
Tupaia belangeri chinensis (Chinese tree shrew) is the source of this 991-nucleotide messenger RNA. It is a transcript of the gene CIMIP6, whose product is annotated as ciliary microtubule inner protein 6. The record is from RefSeq and is a predicted model, not a curated record. The coding region runs from base 111 to 788 and encodes 225 amino acids. NCBI's taxonomy places the organism in Eukaryota, Metazoa, Chordata, Mammalia, Scandentia, Tupaiidae. The transcript is spliced from 5 exons.